Xenopus laevis (African clawed frog) is the source of this 1916-nucleotide messenger RNA. It is a transcript of the gene prune2.S, whose product is annotated as prune homolog 2 S homeolog. The record is from RefSeq and is a predicted model, not a curated record. Bases 217 to 1167 code for a protein of 316 amino acids. Gene Ontology annotation, cellular component: cytoplasm. The transcript has 11 exons. Gene Ontology annotation, biological process: apoptotic process. Lineage: Eukaryota; Metazoa; Chordata; Amphibia; Anura; Pipidae.
CAGAUCUGCUGCAUUCUGUAGGCUGCCAGAAGGCAGGUGAUCAUUGCUAGCUCGAUGUACCACAGGUCAUGUGAUCAGGAUAUGGUGGAGAUUUGUAUUCCAGGCAAAACAAAAGAGGGAUGCUGAAAAUGCAGUAAACAUCAAUUUCACAGGUCCCACGCUGCAAGAAAAGAAUCUACUGACACGUCUAUAAGGUCGAUUCUAGAUGAUGAGGGAAUGGACAUUCCUCCUGACGUAGCAGAAAUACGAGCUGAACCUCCAAAUUCCUUGGAUUGGAAUGGCUCCCACACCAGAAAAAUAAAGCUUACUGCUCCCAAUAUCAACCUAUCUCUGGACCACAGUGAAGGAUCCCUUCUUUCCGAUGACAAUCUUGAUACCCCAGAUGAGCUGGACAUUAAUGUUGACGAUCUCGACACUCCAGAUGACGCAGAUUCCUUUGACUAUGCAGGCCAGGAUGACCAACCUGCACGUGGGGAAGCUGUACAGGAGGAUUUUGAAUCUAUACAAGAGUACACAGCUGAAGGGGAAAGGGCUGAUAAUAGGCUAUGGAGGACGGUUGUCAUUGGGGAGCAAGAGCAGAGGAUUGAUAUGAAGGUCAUUGAACCAUACAAAAAAGUUAUAUCUCAUGGAGGUUACUAUUGUGAAGGUAUAAAUGCCAUCAUUGUGUUCGCUGCAUGCUUUUUGCCUGAUAGCAGCCGUCCAGACUACAACUAUGUCAUGGAAAACCUUUUUCUCUAUGUGAUCAGCACCUUGGAGCUUAUGGUAGCAGAAGACUAUAUGGUUGUCUAUUUGAAUGGUGCUACUCCAAGAAGAAAAAUGCCUGGCUUAGGAUGGAUGAAGAAAUGUUACCAGAUGAUUGAUCGGAGGUUAAGGAAGAAUUUAAAGUCUUUUAUAAUUGUUCAUCCAUCGUGGUUCAUCAGGACAAUAUUAGCACUGACAAGACCUUUUAUCAGCUCCAAAUUUAGCAGCAAGAUAAAGUAUGUCUCCACAUUAGCAGAGCUCAGCGAACUGAUUCCAAUGGAAUAUGUGCAAAUUCCAGAGACUAUUGUGAAACUGGAUGAAGAAUUGAGAGAAAGUGAAUCUGCCAAAGCUGGCUGUCUUCCCAAUGAACCUGAAAUGAAUAAUUUGGAGGCAGAAUUUGAAAAGAAGAUGGGAGACAAUGUCUAAAGCCAUGGGAAAGAGGAAAAAGAAGAAUCUUAUUCAAGACUAUAAAUAAUUAUCUAGAAGUAAAAUUUUAUGAUAUGAUUUUCUUUGCAUUUAUUUUGUGGACCUAUCUAUAUUCUUUUUUUAAAGCCUUUAAUUUAAUAACAGAUGUCAGUGAGGAAAUCUCUUUAACCUUCAACAGCAACAGCCAGUUAUGUUAUUACAGUUAACAUGCAAAUUGUAGAAUAUUAGAAUGGCGUGUGCCUGCUAAGUCAUGAUGCCCUCUCAGCAUGCUCAGUAAGAUCAUAACACCAGCUAUAUAUCUGUGCACAGGUUAACUGCAAGCUUAAGUGCUAUAAAAUCAUGUGUAAACUUUGUGCAAGCACAUGUAUUCAGAAUAUUAUAUAGAGUCUUCAUUGAUCAAGAUUGAUCAGUAUGUUUGUUUCCUUUUAAAGCAGCAGGGAACCAAAUCAAUAUAGAAGGUAGCCUGAGAAACAAAGCUUUUUAUCAUGCUUAAUGUAUGUAAUUAUUAGGUUAAAUUACUAUGGAAUGGAAAGCUUCUCUAAUGUUAAAUUCGUUAUUUUGUACUAAUCUAUUUAACUAUGCAGUUGGUCUUUAAUGUUUGCCUUUGUCUUCUGCCAGCCUCCAAGCUGGCAUUGAAAUGACCAUCUGGUGUAUGUUUGUAUAAGCGUGUGCUUUUUCUGUACAGGUAUGGGAUCCGUUAUCGGGAAAAUCGUUAUCCAAAUUAUAGAAAGGCUGUCUCCCAUAUAGAC